AUGCACGCCGCUCCACGCGGGUCGGUGGCGGCGCCCGUCUUCUACUUUGCGCGCACCUCGGACGACGCGCCGCCGUUCGCUUCGUUUGGCGGCAAAUCUCAAUCUCAAUCUCAAACGCCAUCAGUGCCCUCCAACGUGGUGAGCGUCCCGCGGGUCGUCCAGCUCCAAGACUUGCGCGGCCACGAGGCGGCGUGCAGCCUCGACGAGCAUGGUUUCCAAGCCAUUUCGGAUGCGCCGCCGCUUCUGCCCACCCUUCUCGAUGCGCAUGGGCAGCUAGAGACGCAUGGAAAAGAGGCCGCCGUCAAGGACCAUGUCGAGGCCCUCCUCGCCGCCAAGUGGCGACCGUCCGAGGAGAUCGUGUACCUGGAUGUCUUUACCGUCACCUUUCGCAGCGCCGAUGCCAGUGAAGCAAAACAAGGAUCGAAACGACGACCGUCGCCGCUGGUGCACGUCGACCAGACGCCGGCGACGGGUGCCAUGUACACGGCUAAAUUGCCUCCAGAGCUGCGCGACUUGGUGGAAAAUGGAACGCUACGGCUGCGCAUCUUGAGUGUAUGGCAGCCGCUCGUGCCUGUCGUUCUGGACUGGCCCUUGGCGCUGGCCGAGUCGUCGUCGUGCCCCGAGACACGGCUCGUCUCGUGCAAAACACGGUUUCCAAGCGGGUACGUCGGCGCCAUGGCGCUCGUGCAAGACGACGAGCCCUCGGACGCGCUGCGCUGGUGGUACUGGAGCGGUAUGCAGCCGCACGAGGCGCUUUGGAUCCAGAACUUUGACUCGUCAACGCCGACGCGCAGUCCGCACACGUCGUUUCGCGACCCGCGCGUCCAAGCGAGUGCGUCGACGCAUCGCAAGAGUGCCGAGGCGCGCGUCGUGCUCGUCACCAAAGCACGCUAA
Saprolegnia parasitica CBS 223.65 is the source of this 894-nucleotide messenger RNA. RefSeq lists its product as hypothetical. Lineage: Eukaryota; Oomycota; Saprolegniomycetes; Saprolegniales; Saprolegniaceae. Gene Ontology annotation, molecular function: oxidoreductase activity. Bases 1 to 894 code for a protein of 297 amino acids. The transcript has 2 exons. The record is from RefSeq and is a predicted model, not a curated record.